Messenger RNA from Cylicocyclus nassatus, 1409 nucleotides. The record is from the annotation of a GenBank genome assembly. Lineage: Eukaryota; Metazoa; Nematoda; Chromadorea; Rhabditida; Strongylidae.
AUGCCAAUCAAUCCAGCAAUAAAAUGGACUGCACGAAAAGAAGAGCAGAAUACUGGUGGCAGACAAGAAAGAGGAUUUCUUACGCCAGAUGACAAUAUUUUGAAGCAGUAUGCGGAUCGACUACGGCGCAUGAGCACUCUGUCUCGCAGUGACGCAAUUCAAGGAUAUCAGCCAAUUAAGCAGGUUUCUAACCCAUUGCCGCAACAUCCACGAAUCUAUGAGCGAGGACAUGAGCAUUCGCGAUCAUGGAAUGUCGAAACAGGCCGUGAAUCGUCACCACCAUUGCAAAAUGAUUACAAUUACUAUCAGAGGAAUGAAAUUUAUCCCGAAGAACGCACAUUUAUACCUGUGAUUAAUGAGCCAUCAAACAAUCAUUUAAGCGUUCGACAAUUUCCCAGGCAGGCAAAAUCGUUUGACGAAAGAAGUGGUUCGCCACGCGACAUGCGACGGAUGUCUACGGAUAGGCGGACGGUCUCUUUGACUCGGCAAAGUACGGCACAACAUUUACAACCGGAGACCCCUGUUGCAGCUGCUUGUCAAUCCCUGUGGGCUGCAAAAGGCCAUUUGGAGGAAUUGCAUGCUCUGGGAAUUUCUGACCCUUCUUCCGCUUCCACCUCUUUUGAAUCGAAUACAGAUAACAGCCCAGCGCCAGGGAAUGGAGCAGCAGGCAAAGCACGAGAAGAAGGGGCGGAUAAGAAGCGCAUGCAAUACAAAUCACUUUUCCUUCGACGAAAGUUUUUGUCGACAGCUGCUGUGUCAAGCAUGGACAGCACAAAUUCUACAGAAUCGAGUGCACCAGAAGCAAUUUUUGCAAGCAGCGUGGACAGUGCGGGCAGUGAUUUAGAGCAUCGUAGAUUGUCACUGCUAAACCGUAUUCCAACGGGAAGUGUACCACAUUUGAAUACAAGACCAUAUCCAAAUAUCAACCCACCGCCAACUUCGCAUAGACGACGAUUGAACAAUCGCGAAAAUUUUAGUGUGGAUGCACAAAGCGACACACUUUUUCGUGAAUGGAGUAGGGUUGAUCCCGCAUACGAAGAAAGAGAUUUACAAGAACGUCGUGAUACACAGAACUCUCGAAGGUUGGGCAGAGGAGUAUCUGAGGAUCAAGCAUUGCGGCCUUCGAGAGCUCGGGUAUAUUCUCGGCAACUGACUGUGAAUCCUGGUGGGAACCCUUUGAUUCCAUACAUACGCUAUCCAGACGAGAUGAACUGCCCAAGGUGAUAUCGGCAAGCGGUGGCAUUUGUUGCAUGAACAACGUCUUCUUUAGCAGUCGCCACAAAUUACGAAGCGAUAACUCUUGGUUUCUCUUUAUGUGUAGGAUCUCGUUAUGAAUUCUUCUUUCGAUGCGCAUCUGAAUUCGUGUACUAUUUACCAAAUCUUUCCGUUUCGUUUUCCGCUUCUGUGGC